This is a messenger RNA of Stegostoma tigrinum, 2854 nucleotides long. RefSeq names its product zinc finger protein 664-like. Bases 459 to 1142 code for a protein of 227 amino acids. Gene Ontology annotation, molecular function: DNA-binding transcription factor activity, RNA polymerase II-specific; RNA polymerase II cis-regulatory region sequence-specific DNA binding. The transcript is spliced from 2 exons. NCBI's taxonomy places the organism in Eukaryota, Metazoa, Chordata, Chondrichthyes, Orectolobiformes, Stegostomatidae. The record is from RefSeq and is a predicted model, not a curated record. Gene Ontology annotation, biological process: regulation of DNA-templated transcription.
CUCUUCCAGAGCGGGUUCAUUUCCUAUAUGGAUUGCAAAGCAAGUGAAGGGGAUGAAGGAUUGCACUGUCUUACACCAGGGAAUACAGAGAGAAUAGAUACUGCAGAUAGAUCCUGACUAUCACUCAAGGAACAAGUGGACAACUGUGGGAAAACGUCCAGUACGUUCACAGCAUUGCUGAACACAGAGAAGGCUGGGCAGUGAAACCAUCAUCUGGAAAUCUGUCAGGUCAGAGGAGCUUUGAAAUAUCAUCAGAUCUGGAACUAGUCUGUAGUGUGGAGGCUUCCAUCAAAACCAACCUUCUUAAAGUACAGCUGCGGGCGAUCAGUCAGGGUGAGCCUGGUAAGAAGUGCGAGUGGCUUCUCAUGUGGGUGAUGUGAAAAGAUUUCCAGAAUUGCAAGAUUUCCUAACAUGAAAGUUCCAUCUUUCAUAACCACCGUUAAGCUAACGGCAGCUCCAUGGAAGUGAAACCGUUCAAAUGUGAGGUUUGUAAUAAAGCUUUCAUGACAUCAACGAGGCUGCUGAGACACCAAAUGAUUCACACGGGAGAGAAACCCUUCAGAUGUGAAGUUUGUGGGAAGACCUUUACUGAGUCUUGCAACCUCCUGACACACCAGAGGAUUCACACUGGAGAGAAACCAUUUGUGUGUGAGGUAUGCAGAAAGGUAUUCUCUCAUUCAUCACACCUCCGUGUACACCAUCGCAUUCACACAGGAGAGAAACCAUUUAUUUGUGACGUGUGUAAAAUAUCAUUUGCAAGCUCAUCACAUCUCCGGGCACACCAACGCAUUCACACAGGGGAAAAACCAUUCUUAUGUGAGGCAUGUGACAAAUCAUUCUCACAGUCAUCUGCACUCCGUGCACACCAACGCAUUCACACGGGAGAGAAACCAUUCACAUGUGAGGUUUGUUCCAAAUCAUUUUCGACAUCCUCUCAACUUCGUGCACACCAACACAUUCACGCAGGGGUGAAACCAUUCAUAUGCGAUGUGUGCGGUAAAUCAUUUUCAGUGUCAUGGCUCCUCUGCAGACACCAACGCAUUCACACUGGAGAAAAACCAUUUAAGUGUGACAUGUGUGACAAAUCAUUCUCAGAAUCAUGGAAGCUCCUGCUCCAUCAGAGAAUUCACACUGGGGAAUAAAACUUCAAGUGUGAAAUUUAUAGUGAACCUUCCACAAUGUCUUUGCUUCUCGUGAAAGGGAAAACUUAAGGUACGUGACAAAGUUUUCACCUACUCCUUUGAACUCCUGAAACACCAGAAGAUUCACACAGGGCAGAAACCAUUCAGACAUCUGGUGUGUGAAUCAAUGCAUUCACACAGAGUGUGAUCUGUAACACAGCUGUCAUACAUUUGCUAGAACUCCUGGAACAUGAACGAACUCACUUAUGCUGGUUCUUACAAAUCUGUCCUCAGAGUGUGAACCUGUAUACACUCUCACUACAGAUGUUCAGUGGGACUGGAACACAGAACAAGAAACAACUUUCACUCCCAUCAAACAACUAGUGAUGCCAUCUUUCUGGAGAUGUCACUUAGAAGUGAAGGACAAGCAAGAUGUGCAUUACUGACAUGCUGCAGAGUGUUGCAGUCUCUCUGAUGGAGGUUGAUGUGGGGACAGAGUUUGAAAUCUUUCAGACUCAACAAAAAGCCACAUCACAAUGUGCUCUGGAAGUCAUCAACCGAGCAGAGAUAUUCUUUACAUAAAUUGGAAUUUCCAGAAAAUGUUGUCCAAUUGCAGAAUUGCAUCCAAUGUUGGACAGUAUAUUUUGAGAUUUACAGAUAUUGGUUGGUUGAUCAUCCAGAGUGUGUAAAGAAUGACACUGAUAACCAGUCAUCAGUUCAUCUCACAGUGUGACACAGCUGUGCAGAGUGCAAACUGCAUAUUUUAAUGUAAAGGCCCCUGCAGACAGGGUAAGUAUAUUCACAUACUGCAUUUGUUUCACUCAACAAAAUAGGUGUCAGCCAUUUGCUGGUUCAUUUGCCUUGACCAAUCAACCAACCUGCCUGGUUUAAAAUUUAAAUAAAGACUGGUGGUUAACUGCCGAACAUCAUUACCUGGUUCAUUCUUCAAUGUCUGUGCCUUGUCCAAGCUGAAACCACCUGCCAAACAAGCAACGCUGUCCUUUCCUGCAGUAUAAAUAUUGGCCUUCCCUUUAAACUGGUAUUUUUGCAAAUUGUCCUGAUGAGUGGGAGACAAAAAGUUUUGACAAAAUAUCUCUUCUCUCAGCAAAAUAGUUUUUGUUUGUGUGUGAUCAUUUCCAUGACGAUGUGGAAUAACUUGUAAGUAUUCAUGCAGGUCGUUCUCCUAUAACACAAUAGCUGCAUUCUAGUGUGACCUCGCACUAUAGAAAAUUGCACUAUAAAAAAUCACCACAGAAAAUCACAUUUAGGGAAAUCACUAUACCUGUACGCAAAGUUCACGUUAUCCAAACAGUACAGCCGAUUCACGUUAACAAACACGUUAUAGCAGAACUACCUGUAUGUGUAAUUUUCUUCCCUUUUAUGAAAAAUGGCAUGUUUAAACAAAUCUUUUUUUACUUGUGGUUUACCUCAUUGCUGUGAUCUUUGAUGCCAUCGAAUGUCAACAAGGGACUAAGUGCAGUCAUCGUUUUACACACUGAAUGAAUCACAACAUAAAAUCAAGAGUAAGUAGGAACUGCGGAUGCUGGAGAAUCUGAGAUAACAAGGUGUAGAGCUAGAUGAACUCAGCAGGCCAAACAGCAUCAGGGGAGCAGGAAAGCUGACGUUUCGGGCCUAGAAGAAAGGUGUAAGCCUGAAACCUCCUGCUUCUCUGUUGCUGCUUGGCCUGCUGUGCUCAUCCGGCUCUACACCUUGUUAUCUCAUAAAGUCAAGAG